This is a messenger RNA of Amoebophrya sp. A25, 1005 nucleotides long. The record is from the annotation of a GenBank genome assembly. NCBI's taxonomy places the organism in Eukaryota, Dinophyceae, Syndiniales, Amoebophryaceae.
UACUUUCUGGGAUUAUCAACAAAAUCCGGGCUCAACAAAAACAUUGCUACAGAGAAAAAGCCGCAGUGUAGUGCUGCACGCGCUGGAGACAAGGUCGCCUGCGGUGUGUCUCGCGCUUCUCGAACGCAAGGACAUUAUUUUACGGCUUGAAAAAUCCAUCUUGCCCAGGAGUGUGAUCUUGUGCCCGUUUUAUAGAGAAAACGGAGAUGAAGAUGCCCGCUGAGAUGGAUUCUCUCAAGGUCUUCUAUUCUAAUUUCUUUUCACAGCGCUCCCGAGUCAUCUACUACUGUCAGUAAUAGAGGAACUUCUUGGAACCCUCCGUGGCAAGCAGGAGCGCGUGACCAUUUUCAGCUAGCUCUCCGCAACCAGCCGGAAGAAGUCGCUUUGUUACUCCUUGACCGUAUUUUAGAACAGCCGCAAGCAAUCGAGGAAAUGGGAGAUGCGUCGACGGAGAUAAAAAGCGAGUGGACUGCGAUAAUCAAGCAGAAGAAGUACAGCAAAGUGAAAGUAAAAGUAGAACUAGUCCUGGGCAAAGCCGUUGCGAAAAGAGAACGGACGAACAAAAUAAAAGGAAACGGAGCGCAGCUGAAUGAGAACGAAGCGCGUUUAUCUUUCGGAAGCACGACUGAAAGCCGCGCCGCGAUUAAGCGACCUAAGUAAUUAUAACUGCAACGACCAGUCAGAAUGUUACAGCUAUCGCACCCGGCAAAGGGUGUCUUUGCAUGUGUUGGAAGUGCAGGACUUACGUUGGAGAGGGGCUGCACACGUUCUAGCGCGGAUUCGCUUAUGCUUCGGAAGGACGGCAGGAAGCCGCGCCGCUCAAAAAAGUGCCUAAGUAGUCGCAACCUGUCCCAUUUCAGAAUCAGAAGUAGUCCUUUUAGCUGAGUAAAUUUCGCUGCUUCUGCUCGUGUGUUUUUCAUCAUCUUCCACGUAAAAUCGUAACCUUAGCUUACUAUAGGGGGUGAAUCUAUUUCAAUUUUAUGGAGCAGGUGAUAUGACGAGGAG